Molecule: messenger RNA, 321 nt
Organism: Saprolegnia diclina VS20
Lineage: Eukaryota; Oomycota; Saprolegniomycetes; Saprolegniales; Saprolegniaceae
Exons: 1
Coding region: 44-256 (70 amino acids)
Source: RefSeq, a predicted model, not a curated record
GCGCCAAUGGCAUUGCACCACAACCCGAAACCAUUCACCUGCCAUGCAAAGCGCUGCGUGGCUCCUCACAGCGCUCGUCGCCAUGAGCGCUACGACGUCGCUUGCCAAGGCGCCCUUCACGUACGGCGAAGAGUGCGUUUUGCGCCAGAACCAAGGCAACACUAUCGAAAUGCUCCAGCGCCAGCUGCGCACCAAGUCGGCCCUCGACAUUCGCCGCAAGUGCAUCGAGCUCGGCCUCAACUGCGGCGGUGCCUAGUAAUACAACUGCGCUUUGCACCGAUAACAAAGGCUACAAUAACAACGACUGUAUAUUCAUCAUCA